Messenger RNA from Phlebotomus argentipes, 3108 nucleotides. RefSeq names its product exportin-2 (gene Cse1). Gene Ontology annotation, cellular component: nuclear envelope; cytosol. The record is from RefSeq and is a predicted model, not a curated record. NCBI's taxonomy places the organism in Eukaryota, Metazoa, Arthropoda, Insecta, Diptera, Psychodidae. Gene Ontology annotation, biological process: protein export from nucleus; protein import into nucleus. The coding region runs from base 109 to 3030 and encodes 973 amino acids. Gene Ontology annotation, molecular function: nuclear export signal receptor activity; small GTPase binding. The transcript has 3 exons.
AAAAAGGAAGCGAGAAGCGCGAUCGUGUCUGGCCAAAUUUGCUUUGUUUUUGCAUUUUCACAUAUAUUUUGUACAAUUUUCUCACUGUGACUCCUUCCCGUGGCCCUAAUGGACCUGAAUGAGGAGAACUUCCGCCUCCUGGCGCAGUACUUGCAGCAAACGCUGAGCCCGGAUCCCAACGUUCGACGCCCAGCCGAGCAGUUCCUAGAGAGCGUGGAAGGGAAUCAGAACUACCCAAUCCUACUGCUGCAUCUGAUCGACAAGGAGGACCUGGACAUGACAAUCCGAGUGGCCGGAUCCGUGACGUUCAAGAACUACGUGAAGAGGAAUUGGUAUCACGAUCCGGAGGAGGGCAAGGCGGACAAGAUUCACGAAACUGAUCGCACGGCCAUCAAGACACUUAUUGUGACGCUGAUGCUGAAAUCGCCCACGGCGACGCAGAAGCAGCUGAGCGACGCUGUGAGUAUCAUUGGGAAACACGACUUCCCGGACAAGUGGCCACAGCUGAUCGAUGAGAUGGUGGAGAAGUUUGCCACUGGCGACUUCAAUGUCAUCAACGGCAUCCUGCAGACGGGUCACAGUCUCUUCAAACGCUACCGCUACGAGUUCAAGAGCCAGACUCUCUGGCUGGAGAUCAAGCUAGUGCUGGACAAGCUGGCUAAGCCACUGACGGAUCUCCUCGUGGCUACCAUGAACCUCGCCACGACGCAUGCCGGCAACCAGCAGGCGCUCAAAGUGAUCUAUGGCUCUCUGGUGCUGGUCUGCAAGGUAUUCUACUCGCUCAAUUAUCAGGACUUGCCGGAGUUCUUCGAGGACAACAUGCCCACGUGGAUGCCCAGCUUCCUCACUAUGCUCACCACAGACGUGCCCCUCCUGCGCACCGGUGACGACGAGGAGGCGGGCGUGAUGGAGCAGUUGCGCUCCCAAAUCUGCGAGAAUCUCUGCCUGUACGCGCAGAAGUACGACGAGGAGUUCAGUCCGUACAUGCCGCAGUUCGUGACUGCCGUGUGGGAGUUGCUGGUCAACACGGGCAAUCAGACCAAGUACGACACACUCGUGUCGCACGCGCUCACGUUCCUCGGCACAGUGGCGGACAGGAGUCACUAUCGGCACCUCUUCGAGGAUCCCAACGUGUUGGCCAGCAUUUGCGAGAAGGUCAUUAUUCCGAACAUGGACUUCAGGGCGUCGGAUGAGGAGCUGUUCGAGGACAACCCAGAGGAGUACAUUCGUCGUGACAUCGAGGGAUCAGACAUUGACACUCGGCGGCGGGCGGCGUGUGAUCUCGUGAAGAUUCUCUCGCAGAAGUUCGAGGCGAAGAUCUUCGAGAUUUUCAGUCAGUAUCUGCAGGUGCUGCUGUCGCGUCAUUCGGCGAAUCCACAGGGGAAUUGGCGAGCCAAGGACACGGCCAUCUUUCUGGUCACUUCGCUGGCGUCGCGCGGAAGUACGCAGCGCCACGGCGUCACGCAGACGUCUGAACUCGUGCCUCUGCCGCAGUUUUGCCAGCAACACAUCGUGCCCGAGCUGGAGAGGAGCAAUGUGAAUGAGAUGCCAGUGUUAAAGGCGGACGCCCUCAAGUUCCUCAUCAGUUUUCGCAGCUGCCUGGAGACGAGCAGCGUCGUGGCGUGUCUGCCGCUCAUCAUUCGCCACUUGCAGGCACAGAGCGUCGUUGUGCACAGCUAUGCGGCGUGCGCCAUUGAGAAGAUCCUGAUGAUUCGCACUCCUGGCCAGAAGGCGCCCAUCACGGCCGCUGAACUGUCUCCGCUCGCCAGUGAUCUGUACACUGGCCUGUUCGGGACGCUAGACUUGACCGGAUCGGCGGAGAAUGAGUACGUGAUGAAGGCGAUCAUGAGGUGCACUUCUGUGCUGCAAGAGGGCGCACUACCCUUCAUGGGCAGCAUCGUGCUGCCGCGCCUCACGCAAAUCCUCACGAUGGUGUCGAAGAAUCCGUCGAAGCCGCACUUCAAUCACUACCUCUUCGAGACGCUGUCGCUGUCGAUAAAGGUGGUGUGCAAGGCGCAAACAAGUGCUGUGGAGUCCUUCGAGGAGGCCCUGUUUCCCAUCUUCCAGAACAUUCUGCAGCAGGACAUCCUCGAGUUCAUCCCGUACGUGUUUCAGCUCCUGUCGCUGCUGCUGGAGAUGCGCGAGGGCGUGCCGACGAUCCCAGAGCCGUACAUGGCGCUGUUUCCCUUCCUCCUGUCGCCGCUGCUCUGGGAUCGUCCGGGCAAUGUGACGCCCCUCAUCAGGCUGAUCUGUGCGUACAUUCGACAGGGUGCUGGGCAGAUUGUGGCGUACAGCAAGCUGAAUGCUGUGCUGGGUGUGUUCCAGAAGAUGAUUGCCUCCAAAACGAAUGACCACGAGGGAUUCUACCUGCUGCAGACGUUGCUGCUGCACUAUCCCAUGCAGGAGUUGCAGCAGAGUCUCAGGCAGAUCUUCGUGCUGCUCUUCCAGCGCCUCAGUCUGUCCAAGACCACAAAGUACAUACGCGGCCUCAUCAUCUUCUUCAGCUUCUACGCCGGUAAAGUGGGCAGUCAAAAUCUCGUGCAGAUGAUCGAUGAGAUUCAGGCGCAGAUGUUCGGCAUGGUGCUGGAGCGCGUCUUCAUUCCCGAUCUCAAUCGCAUCUCGGCCGAGGUGGACAAGAAGAUUGUGGCCGUAGGCAUGGCGCGGAUCCUGUGCGAGUGCCCGAGCAUGCUCACGGAGCCCUACGUCCAGUUCUGGCCGCGUCUCAUGGAAGCUCUCAUUCAGGUGUUCGAGGCGCAACCUGACGCCGUCACCGAGGGCGACGAUGACUUCAUAGAGAUCGAGGACACACCGGGCUAUCAAGUUGCCUACUCGCAACUCAACUACGCCCAGCCCAAGGCCAACGAUCCAUAUCCCGAUGUGGCAGAUGGACGAAUGUGUCUGGUGCAGAGCCUGGCAAAGCUGUCGGCUGCCAAUCCUGGGCAGAUUCCGCAGCUGAUUCACAAAAUGCCGGCGCUGGCCGGGCAGAUCCUGAACAAGUACUGCUCCCAGGCUGGAGUGCAAAUCCUCUAGACGAGGAGCGGUAGAAAUUCUCAAUUGAAUUGCAUUGUUUUCCACGUUUAAAUUGUAAUUAAGUGAAUAAAGAAAAUU